AUCUCUAUCCCUUGAAUUCUUUGCCUUCCUGUCCAUAUAUUCUUCCAUGCCUCCCAUCACAACCUAAGACCAUACUCCAUUUUGGAGUUCGCAGCAACUGCUCAUCUGGGAUUGCAGUUGCAGGUGAUCAAGGAUUAAGAGGUUCAUCCAAAAUGGGGAACUGCAUGGGCUCAUCCAAGUGCGCCAGUGCAUCGGCUCCACUUGAAUCAAAGGUUACGAGAAGCAGCAACUCGACGACGACGACGGACAACACCUCCAAGGCAUCGCAGCGCAGCUCGUCGGCGUUCUCGUCGGGGCAGUUCUCGCGAGCCAGCUCCGACGAGUCGUCGGCGGCGCCGUCGCUGUCGUCCCUCAAGUCGUUCAACAUGGGCGACCUCCGCGCGGCGACCAAGAACUUCGGUUCCAACUCGUUCCUGGGAGAGGGCGGGUUCGGGUGCGUGUACAAGGGUUGGAUCGACGAGCUCACCCUCGCCCCUACCAAGCCCGGCGUCGGCAAGAUGGUCGCCAUCAAGAAGCUCAAGAAGGAGAGCUUCCAGGGUCACAAGGAGUGGCUGGCAGAGGUGACCUACUUGGGGCAGCUCCACCAUGAGAACCUGGUGAAGCUGGUGGGCUACUGCUCGGAUUCCGACAGCAACAAGCUGCUCGUCUACGAGUACAUGCUCAGAGGCAGCCUCGAGAACCACCUCUUCAGAAGAGGGACGCAGCCGCUGUCGUGGGCGAUGCGGGUGAACAUCGCGGUGGACGUGGCGAGGGGGCUGUCCUUCUUGCACGGGCUGGAGAACCCCAUCAUCUUCCGGGACCUCAAGUCGUCCAACGUCCUCCUCGCCGGCGACUACCGGGCCAAGCUGUCGGACUUCGGGCUGGCGCGGAACGGGCCCACCGGCGACAAGAGCCACGUGUCCACCCGCGUCGUCGGCACCAGGGGCUACGCCGCGCCGGAGUACGUCGCCACGGGCCACCUCUCCGUCAAGAGCGACGUCUACAGCUUCGGCGUCGUGCUGCUCGAGCUCCUCACGGGGCGCCGCGCGCUCGACGCCGCCCGCGGCGCCACCGCCGAGAUGCUCGUCGACUGGGCGAGGCCCCACCUCGGCGAUCGCCGGAAGGUCAACCGCAUCAUGGACACCAGGCUCGGCGGCCAGUAUCCCAAGAAGCAGGCGCAGGACAUGGCGGCGCUCGCGCUCCGCUGCCUCCACCACGACCCCAAGCUCCGCCCCGCCAUGCCCGACGACGUGCUGCCGCAGCUGCGCCUGCUGCAGCAGAACACCAAGCCAUCCUCCUCGUCGACCUCGGCGCCGGCGCACAGGUCGAGGCCAUUCCAAGCGCUAGCGAGCUAGCUAGCUAGGCGUCUUGUUAAUUAAUUACUUCGUCAUCUCUCAAUUACUCCAGUAUUAUUUGUUUGUCAAUUUCAUGCUAGCAUAGUAGCAUGUGGUGUCUAUACAGACAAAAGAAUCGAUGAACAUCUAGCUACCUAGUUUGUAAUUAGUUAGGUAGGAGAUAUAUAUCAUUGCUGUGUGAAAAUUGUGAAUUAUAUAUUGCUAGCUGCAAAUUAAGUAGAUAAUAUUAUUAUAGCUAGGUUCAGAAAUUCCAUGCAUUUGUGUGCAUCAUCAGUAUAGAGACGAUUGAGGAUUUGUGAUUUGUUUUGACACUAUGUUCUUGCUUUCAUUUCCUUUUACCAUCAAAUGAAGGCUUUGUUUGCUCA
Messenger RNA from Oryza sativa Japonica Group (Japanese rice), 1699 nucleotides. RefSeq names its product probable serine/threonine-protein kinase PBL2. Gene Ontology annotation, molecular function: ATP binding; protein kinase activity. Lineage: Eukaryota; Viridiplantae; Streptophyta; Magnoliopsida; Poales; Poaceae. The record is from RefSeq and is a predicted model, not a curated record. Gene Ontology annotation, biological process: protein phosphorylation.